AUGCCUCCACUAACAGGAAAAAGGCUAGUGAGUCCACGUACUCACCACAAAAUGCUAAGGAGGCUUUCCAAAGGCUCAGCAGCCUUUUCUGUUCCUCAGGAACCUGUGAGGACUAAGGCUGCGGGUGAGGAUGGAACGCCCCGUAAACCCGAUGAUAAGUUUAAAAAUGUGAUGGCGAUGCCUUAUGAGGAUAGCAAGAGCAAAAAUCGUUCCAAAACUCACUCUCUCCAACGCUCACCAAAUGCUGCACAACAACGACUACAGUUUCAACAACAACAACGAUUGAAUAGAUCUCCAGAAAAGAAUCAGCGGAGGCAAGGAAAAAGAGGGUGA
Molecule: messenger RNA, 333 nt
Organism: Strongylus vulgaris
Lineage: Eukaryota; Metazoa; Nematoda; Chromadorea; Rhabditida; Strongylidae
Source: the annotation of a GenBank genome assembly